AUGAAUGUCAUGGAAAAGAUUAAAGAAAUAGAGAACGAAAUGGCAAGGACACAGAAGAACAAGGCCACAAGCAACCACCUUGGAAUCUUGAAAGCCAAGCUGGCCAAGCUGAGGAGAGAGUUGAUGUCUGUUUCGAAGUCCAGUUCAUCAGGAGAAGGAGGAUUCGACGUUGCAAAAACAGGAAUUGCAAGAGUUGGGUUUGUAGGAUUCCCUAGUGUCGGGAAAAGUACUCUUAUGUCCAAGCUUACAGGGACAUUCAGUGCUGUUGCAGCAUAUGAAUUCACCACCUUGACAACAGUUCCUGGAGUACUAAGCUACAACGGAGCAAAAAUUCAAAUUCUAGAUCUUCCAGGAAUAAUUGAGGGGGCAAAGGAUGGGAAGGGUAGGGGGAAGCAGGUUUUGGCUGUGGCAAGGACAUGCUCAUUAAUCAUAGUAUGUCUUGACGUUCUCAAGCCUGUUUCUCAUAAGGCAGUGAUUGAAAGAGAACUCGAAGGGGUGGGAAUCAGGCUCAACAAGCAACCUCCAAAAAUUAAAGUAACGAAGAAAGAUAAGGGAGGAGUAACACUUAUAGGAGAUAGUCUAGACCUUGCUACCGUGAAGGCAGUGCUCGGGGAGUUUAGAAUAUCGAAUGCAGAAGUCAUAACAAAUGGGCCCUGCACAAUCGAUGAUCUCAUUGAUGUAAUUGAAGGAAACAGGAAGUAUGUUCCCUGCAUAUAUGUGCUAAAUAAGAUCGACUCGAUUAGUGUAGAAGAACUAGACCUUCUCCACAAGAUUCCACACUCUGUUCCUGUGUGCGCACAUCUGGGGUGGAACUUUGAUUCAUUAUUGUCUAAAAUGUGGGACUAUCUUGAUCUUGUAAGAAUAUAUCCGAAACCAAAGGGACAACCUAUUGACUAUGAGGAACCUGUGAUCCUUAGGAGUAGUAGAAGAAGUGUAUCUGAUUUCUGCAAUGCAAUACAUAGAGGAAUUCUUGCAAAAUUCAAGCACGCACUUGUUUGGGGAACUUCCGUUAAACAUAAUCCACAAAAGGUUGGGAAAGAGCAUAUCCUGAACGAUAGCGAUGUUGUUCAAAUUGUUAAGAGCGUCUAG
This is a messenger RNA of Encephalitozoon romaleae SJ-2008, 1089 nucleotides long. RefSeq names its product GTP1/Obg developmentally regulated GTP-binding protein. Gene Ontology annotation, cellular component: cytoplasm. The record is from RefSeq and is a predicted model, not a curated record. The coding region runs from base 1 to 1089 and encodes 362 amino acids. Gene Ontology annotation, biological process: cytoplasmic translation. Gene Ontology annotation, molecular function: GTPase activity; GTP binding. NCBI's taxonomy places the organism in Eukaryota, Fungi, Microsporidia, Unikaryonidae. The transcript has a single exon.